This is a messenger RNA of Gigantopelta aegis, 2524 nucleotides long. RefSeq names its product copine-3-like. The transcript is spliced from 18 exons. Gene Ontology annotation, biological process: cellular response to calcium ion. NCBI's taxonomy places the organism in Eukaryota, Metazoa, Mollusca, Gastropoda, Neomphalida, Peltospiridae. Gene Ontology annotation, cellular component: plasma membrane. The record is from RefSeq and is a predicted model, not a curated record. Bases 163 to 2106 code for a protein of 647 amino acids. Gene Ontology annotation, molecular function: calcium-dependent phospholipid binding.
ACAAACCGCUUGCUGCGAUCGCUCAACUUCUGCGUCGUGUGUCGUGUGGUGUUUAGUACUAACUAAUCGUCAACACACAGGAUUUAAACCAUGGAUUCCCAGAAGGCGUUUAAUAAUGUGUUGUUUCGACUAGAGUAGCGGAACACGUCUGUAGGAUCCAUUAUGGCGUACACCUUCAAGGGCGGUAAGGUGGAGCUGAUGAUUAGCUGUCAGAAUCUGGCCAAUCUGGACGUGUUCACGAAGACUGACCCGAUGUGUGUGCUGUUCGUCAAACAGUUCGGACAGUGGAAGGAGUUCGGACGGACUGAAGCAAUCAGGGAGUCCUUGAAUCCAGGGUUCACAGAGUCGUUCAUUGUGGAUUUCGAGCCGGAUAUCCAGCAGUCGCUGCUCUUCUCUGUGUACGACAUCGACAGCAGAUCCAAUGACUUAAGGAAUCACGACUUCGUUGGGUCCGUGGAACUAGUUCUGGAAUCUCUGGUGGAUUUGAGCAAACCGUGGACGACCACGACCAGGGUGUUACGGGUGGCUGGUGACCCCAAACCUCGAGGUUUGAUGAACAUCACAGCGGAACUAAUUAAGCAGACGAAAGGAAAAGUCCAGUUCCACAUAGCCGGCCAUAAGCUGGGCAAAGUUGGCCUCUUUGCAAAAAAGCCGGAUGCUUACCUAGAAAUAGGUCGAGAAAUCAACAGCGUCACCUACCAGCCUAUCUUCAGAACGGAAGUGCAAUACAAAUCUAGAGAGCCGUGGUGGCGACCUUGGGAGAUUGGCGUCCAGAAACUGUGUAACGACCAAUGGGAUCGGUCCAUACAGUUUUCAUGUUGGCAUUCUAAUUAUGGAGGAAUAGCAAGUUCACCGAACGUGCUUCUAGGUGUAACAACCACCACUUUGAGAGAACUCGACAGCAUGAAAAGCGACCAUAACUAUAAACGUCUAGACCUCAAAUGUCCGAAGAAAGAAAAGAAGAAGAAAAAUGCUUUUUCUGGUAGCUUAAGAUUUUAUCAGUACAGGGAGCCCUCGGGGGGAGUCGCUCUCCUGAGGAUCGAGAGAGAGGCGAGUCGCCCAGAGAUCGAUCUCUGGAGGGAGAGAGAGAUGGAGAGAUUAGCUUUCGAGAGCGGACUCGAGGAGGAGGAUGCACCCACGUGGAGAGCAGCUCUCGAGAAAUGCUCAAAGAUAAACCCUCAUGGCUAUUCAUCUAAUGGUGAAAUAUCGGAUAAGCUCUCACUGCAUAGCACUUGUGAUGCAAGAAACAACCAGUAUUUAAACACAAUAGAAUCCCUGGGCGCUUUGAUCGCGCGAUACGACGUUGAACAGAAGGUAGCCCUGUUCGGGUUUGGGGCCAAAACGACGGCCGAAGGCAACCCGAAGACUUGCUUUCCCAUUCUAGACAAGAACUCCAACAUUUGGGUCAAAGGGAUUAAGGGUGCGGUCAAGGCUUACAACGCGAUCCUCCCCACACUGCAGUUCUCAGGUCCAACCUACAUCGCCCCCGCGAUUUCUACCGUCUCCCGACUCAUCAAGGACGAGAAGGUGACCCAGGACAGACAGAUCUAUUACGUUCUCCUCGUGUUGACAGAUGGUGUUAUUAACGAUAUUGACGCCACAGUACAUGAAUUAAUAUCCACCAGUUCUCUCCCUUUAUCCGUUAUCAUAACUGGCAUCGGUCCUGCAGAUUUUACUCUAAUGGAGCAGUUUCACACGAGUGUUAACAAGCCCCUUACAGACGAACGGACGCGGAAGUCGGCGGAAAGACCUAACGUCCAUUUUGUGUCAUUGAAGAAAGAUUCUUUCACAAGCGGAGGAGGUAUUAUGGUGAUUCAGGAGGCCUUUGCGGCACUUUCGGUACAUGUGACGCAGUACUUGAAGAAGAAAAACAUCAGCCCAAACAAAGCCAAACUGAUGAAGCUGGAUCCUUUAAAGGGCUGGGUAAAUCCGACAACGCGUCUCGUCAGUGAAGAUGACCAGUUUGGUGAUAUUAAAUCUCCCAUCUCGACCAAGUCACUCAGGCCAAAGUCAGCCAUCGUCGACAGUCUCACAGGUCCAACUUGUCCUACCUGUGGGUCAUAUAUGGCGCCAGGCGCGUCAAAUGGAACCAAUGGUGCACCAUAGCGAACACCACGUGUGCCAUUUCCUGCCAGUUCUUUCAGAGAUCAAGGACAUUCUCUAUACUAGUACCGACAUGUGAUUUGGACGAAUAAAACAGUGACCCUUAAGACGGGUGGCUAUUUGACAGGUGGCUGCACAACAGAGGUGGCCAUUUGAGCAGAACUGACAGUGGAUUUGUUCCAAACACUCAUGCGAAACAUCUCUGCUAGAAGGAGUUUUAAAAAAACAGUGGGUUGUUAAGACACAGCGACUUGAUCAGUAAUGAACAGUGCCUUCUACUGCUGCCAAAAUGUAAUUCUAGUUAAAACGUGGGCUGCGUUCAGACAGACAGACAAAGAGAUAGAGACAGAGAGAGGGAGAGACAGAGAGAGAGAGAGAGAGAGAGAGAGAGAGAGAGUGUGUGUGUGUGGGUGUGGGUGUG